This is a messenger RNA of Lactuca saligna, 837 nucleotides long. The record is from the annotation of a GenBank genome assembly. NCBI's taxonomy places the organism in Eukaryota, Viridiplantae, Streptophyta, Magnoliopsida, Asterales, Asteraceae.
AUGGAUGGCCACAUGGGAUUGGCUAACUCUUUAGCUUUAAAAUUAGUUGGAGUUACAAGUAACAUGCAUGAUCCAGUUGUGGAAUUAUUAGCAGGAAUGCAAAUGGAGGCUGAGGCUGACAGGGAAGCAGGGGGAAACAAGGGUGUUUCUGACAAGCAAAUUCGUUUAAAGAUUUUCUCUCCUAAUAUUGCUGGAAAUGCUAUCCAGGUGGUAUUUGACUCCAUGCACGAGAGGCUGCGUACACAUGCUGAAUAUGUUGCUUCCUUUGGAGUUGGUGCUCGAGAAAAAGUGAUGAUUGAGUCAAGAUUUAAUGAGCUUCUUGCUCAUGCUAAAAUACUUCUGAGGAAGAAAUGGUUAUUUGGAGUACUGGAUGACUUUGUCACCAAACAACUACCCCACAAUGUUACUUGGGGAUUGAGCUUGUUAUAUGCUAUGGAGCACAAAGUUGAUCGUUCAUUGACUUCCACUCAAGGUGAGCUUGCACAAGCAUUGCGGUUUUUGGCAUCAGUUGUAUCUCAAAGCUUCUUGGCCUUUGGUGACAUCUUGGAGCUGCAUAGAAAGUUCAUCGAACUGUCUGGUGGUGUUCAUUGGAUUUUUGAACUUGAGGAACUUCUUGAUGCUGCACAAUCUGAUGAAAAUGCCAGUACUUCAUCAAAGUCCAAUGAGGAAUCUGAGGAUGUUAUCUCUUUUUCGGAGGUUGAUAUUAUCACGCCAACACAGAAUUUAUUAGCCAGAAAGUUGACUUGCGAGAUAGUAUCAGGGAAAAGCCUUCUUCUUACCGGAUUGAUGAAAGCGAAUAGAUCUAAAGUUAGAAGAGGAAAAGAAAGCUCAAACUGA